Molecule: messenger RNA, 2601 nt
Organism: Pipistrellus nathusii (Nathusius's pipistrelle)
Lineage: Eukaryota; Metazoa; Chordata; Mammalia; Chiroptera; Vespertilionidae
Source: the annotation of a GenBank genome assembly
AUGGGAAAUCACCUUGACCUUCUCUUGGGAACCGUGCUGCUGGCCAGCCCCGUGCUCAGCAUCUCCCCCUGCUCCUCGGACGGUCGCAUCGCCCUGUACCGUUCCUGUAACCUCACCCGGGUGCCCCCGGUCCCCGACUCCACGGAGCGCCUCCUGCUGAGCUUCAACUACAUCCGGGCCGUCACGGCCACGUCCUUCCCCGUCCUGGAGCGGCUGGAGCUGCUGGAGCUGGGGACGCAGCUCACCGCCUUCACCGUGGGCCGGGCCGCCUUCCGGAACCUGCCCAACCUCCGGGUGCUGGACUUGGGUCACAGCACGCUAGCCUCGCUGCACCCGGACGCCUUCCAGGGGCUGCCCCGUCUGUUUGAGCUCCGGCUCUUCUAUUGCGGGCUCUCCGAGGCCGUGCUCAGGGACGGCCACUUCAGAAACCUGCCGUCACUGAGCCACCUGGACCUGUCCAAGAACCAGAUCCACAGCCUCUCCCUCCCCGCUUCCUUCCGGGAGCUGAACGCCCUGACGUCCAUCGACUUCUCCCUCAACGACGUCCCCGUCCUGUGCGAGCGGGACCUCCAGCCCCUCCGAGGGAGGGAGCUGUCCUUCCUGGGCCUCGCUGCCACCAACCUGUACUACAGAGUCUCCGUGGACUGGGCCGCGUGCAGGAACCCGCUCAGGGACAUGGUCCUGGACACCCUCGACGUGUCCAGGAACGGCUGGAGCGUGGACCUCGUGCGGAACUUCACCGGCGCCCUCAACGGCACCCCGAUCGCCUCCCUGCUUCUCGCCUGGCACGUCAUGGGUCCCGGGUUCGGCUUCCAGAACAUCAAGGACCCCGACCGGCGCACCUUCGCCGGCCUGGCCCGCAGCUCGCUGCGACGCCUGGACCUCUCGCACGGCUCCGUCUUCGCCCUGGGCUCCCGGCUCUUCGAGAGCCUCGGGGCGCUGAGGCUCCUGAACCUGGCCCACAACAAGGUCAACACGAUCGCCCGCCAGGCCUUCUACGGGCUGGACAGCCUCCGGGUCCUCAACCUGUCCUUCAACCUCCUGGGGGAACUGUACGACCCCAGCUUCGACGGCCUGCCCAGCGUGGCCUACAUCGACCUGCAGAGGAACCACAUCGGGGUGGUCCAGGCCCGGACGUUCCGGUCCCUGCGGAGCCUGCAGACCCUGGACCUCCGGGACAACGCCCUGAAGACCGUCAGCUUCGUCCCGAGCAUCCCCACCCUCUACCUGGGGGGCAACAAGCUGGUGACGCUGCCCAGCGCCGGGUUCGAGGCCAGCUUCGUGCAGCUGUCGGAGAACCGGCUGGAGCGGGUGGACGAGCUCUACGCCCUGUUCCAGAUCCCCCAGCUCCAGGUUCUCGUCCUCAACCAGAACCGCCUGUCCCUGUGCGCCGCCGCCGCCGCCCCCCGGCCGGUGGGGAGCCCCAGCUUGGAGCAGCUCUUCCUGGGGGAGAACAUGCUGCAGCUGGCCUGGGAGACGGGGUCCUGCUGGGACGUCUUCCAGGGGCUGGCCCGCCUGCAGCGCCUCUUCCUGAACAACAACUACCUGACCUUCCUCCCGCCCGGCGUGUUCAGCCAUCUGGUCGCCCUAAGGUUGCUCAGCCUCAACGGCAACCGGCUGGCCGCCCUCGCCCCCGGCGACCUCCCGCCCGGCCUCGAGGUGCUGGACGUGUCCCGGAACCAGCUCCUCUCCCCGGACCCCGCGGCCUUCGCGUCCCUGCGCUUCCUGGACGUCACCCACAACAAGUUCAUCUGCGAGUGCGACCUCGGCCCCUUCGUCGCGUGGCUCAACCGGACCAACGUCACCCUCCUCGGGGCGCCCGAAGACGUGUCCUGCUCGUACCCGGGCCCCCUGGCUGGGACGCCCCUGUCCUCGCUGUCCACGGAGGGCUGCGACGAGGAGGAGAGGCUCGCCGCCCUCCGCUUCUCCCUCUUCGUCCUGUCCACCGUCGCCGUGGCCCUGUUCCUCGCGGCCAUCCUGGCGGUGGCCAAGCUCCGGGGGUCCUGCUUCCUCUGCUACCAGACGGUCCGGAGCCGUCUGUUGGGGGACCGGGCCGGAGAGCCCGACGAUUACAAGUACGAUGCCUACCUGUGCUUCAGCGGCAAGGACUUCGAGUGGGUGCAGGGCGCCCUGCUGGCCCGCCUGGACGCCCAGUACGGCGCCCGCAACCCGUUGCGCCUGUGCUUUGAGGAGAGGGACUUUGCGCCGGGCGAGAGCGUCCUGGCCAACAUCCAGGCGGCCGUGUGGAGCAGCAGGAAGGUGGUGUGCGUGGUGAGCCGGCACUUCCUGCGGGACGGCUGGUGCCUGGAGGCCUUCGGCUGCGCCCGGAGCCGCAGCCUGGCCGACCUCCGCGGCGGCGCCGGCGCCCUGGUCGUGGUGGUGGUGGGCGCGCUGUCCCAGUUCCAGCUCCGGAGGCACCAGGCCGUCCGCGCGUUCCUGCAGCGGCAGCCCUACCUGCGGUGGCCCGAGGACCCGCAGGACGUCGGCUGGUUCCUUCACAAGCUCUCCCGGCUCAUCCUGAAGAGGGAGGAGGAGGAGAAGAACGACGACGACGACGACAACGGGGACAUCCCGCUGCAGGCCAUCACCACCGUCUCCUAG